AUGUUAAGGCGUCUCUUUACUUUCGUGCCGAUCUUGUUCCUCGCAGGUUCGGCCUUGCUAACCUUCUUAAUUAUCCUCUCAGGUGCCACCCACGGCUCCUUCUUGACUAAGCUUUACUGGAUCCAAGCCGAUACCUCCAGCAUCACCAGCACCACCAGCGCCGACUUUGCCACCUCCAGAUGGACCAGCAACGGUAUCUGCAACGUCGACGGCGGCAGCGUCAUCGGAUGCAUCAAGAAGCCUGCGUACCCAUUCUCGCCGGAGGACAACUUCGGUGACUCCGAUACCUUACCAUCGGGCUUUGUCACGUCGCGCAAAACCUACUACUACUUGACCAGAUUCGCCUACGCUUUCUGGAUUGUGGGCCUCUUCUUCACCCUUGUGGCGUUGUUGGGCUCCUUUGGUUUGUUGUGCGGUACCGGCCGCAUCAUUGGCUUCUUGAGUGUCUUUUCCGUCUUUAUUGCGUUCAUUUUCAUCGCCGGCGCUUCCAGUUUCCAGACCUCCGCUGUGGUUUUGGGCCACAAGCAAUUCAAGGACGCUAGCAUGAGCCCUAAGUAUGGUGUCAAAUUGUUGGCCUUUGCCUGGACCUCCACCUUCUUGUUGAUUGUUUCCCUGUUCAGUUUGUGCUGCGCUUCCUGUUUCGGUGGUCGUUCUAGCCGCUCCAAGGGAGCCUACGGUGCCGACCACGAAAAAUUAUACAGAGACUCGAGAUUCCCGGACUCUGACGAUGAGGCUGCUCACCCGUACGCCGACCAGACUGGCGUUGUGGAGGCCGAGCCGGCCACCGAAAACAACUCCAAGGGCAUUAAAUUCUUCAAGGUGAGAAACGCCAAGACCAACUCCCAAACGGUAAACGCUCUCUAA
Messenger RNA from Babjeviella inositovora NRRL Y-12698, 864 nucleotides. RefSeq names its product SUR7/PalI family protein. Gene Ontology annotation, cellular component: cell cortex; plasma membrane; membrane raft. The transcript has 2 exons. The record is from RefSeq and is a predicted model, not a curated record. The coding region runs from base 1 to 864 and encodes 287 amino acids. Lineage: Eukaryota; Fungi; Ascomycota; Pichiomycetes; Serinales. Gene Ontology annotation, biological process: septin cytoskeleton organization; fungal-type cell wall organization; endocytosis.